AUGAGCUCGUUCAACGGCUCUUCGCGACGCUCUUCGGACCUCACCGACGUCCGCGGCGACGCGGAUUGCUACCCCCACCUGCUGUUGCGGAACCAGGGCCCGUUUGAGUGGACCGUGGAGCCACUCGUGAGUCUCAUAAAUCUGCGGUUGGAACGCGCACACGCUUUCGUGCGUCCCAUAACUGGCCCGGUGGCCACCGGCGGUGCGCGGCCGCUGGACCUGGAGGACGUAAUCGAGUUCGAGGCGCCUGAGAAGGCCAUCGUGGAGAUUAACUCCAAGGCGGACUGGCAGGCCGGGCAUUUGGCAGGCACACCAGUGCAAAUAACGGUGCCCCGGCCUGCCGGGCCCGUCUCGGCGAUGAAAACCAAGUCCGCGACGGCUUCUCCGCUCGCAACCAAGCCCCCCACGGGACAGGGCGACCUGUUCCUGUCGGACCUAGCGGCCUCCAGCGGGCGCCGGUUCCCGAGCGGCGUGAGUUACGCGUCCGAGUCGGGAAUGCGCGAGUCGCCGGUUGCAGCGUAUACGGUGUGCAGUUUGGGCGCAGAUCGCGUGAGUCGGUUGGGCUGUGAGUUAGCGCUGCUGACGACUGCGGAGAAGUUUUCGUUACAGGCGGCGCCGCUGGCGCUGCGUGUGCCGUUCCCGCGCGCGCGUGCAAUGGAACACGUGUUUGUGAAGCAGGAGAAGACUCGCGGCCCAGCGGACCCGGCGGAGCAAGUGCUGCAGUGCACACACUUUGUGGCGCGCGUCGAAACCGAGCUGGUGCAUGCCGUGAGUUUAGGCAGCGUGAGUUUGGACACGACGGACCCUCGCGCGUGGGUGACGGUGCCGCGUGUGCGUGUGACGUUGUUGCCGAUGCUUCGCGUAUUCAACUGCCUGCCGUUCCCCGUUUGGAUCGCGGUGGACGAGGAGCCGCCGGCGUUGCUGUGUCGGCAGUUGGAGUAUUCUCAUUCAGCGCCGGCACUGCCUUUAUACCUAAACCUGAGUCGGUCGGAGCAAUUUGAAGGCCGUCAAUUCUGCGUGCAUCGAGGCGGGACGGGUGUUUUCGCCGUCUGGGCGCAGCCGCUGGAGGCGAGAGGCCAAGCCCAGGCUGGAGGAGUGGCCGGAGUAAAUGCCCAGAGUGGCGUGGACGUCCAGAGGGGGGUGGGGAAUGGGCCGUCUCGACUUGGUUCGCAGCCCCGGCUUGGGUCUUUGCCAGGCGAGGCGGUAGUGGGUCGGUUGGAGGAGACGGCGGUGACGAUUUACGACGAACAAAACUUCGUAGCGUUGCAGGCGGUUGUCACAGUUUUCGCAGACCCGACGAGGACGGCACGAUCGGCGUUGGUGAUGACGUUACACGCGCCCUUGGUGAUCUCGCAGUGGGCCGGCACGGGUGCGUGUCUAGGGAUUUUGCGCCGACGUCGUGCGAAACCUGGACUGGCCGCGCGUUUGGUGAAGCGUGCGCCGGUCGACCUACCUGUGCGUCAGACGCACCAUAAGGCCAGUCUGCUCGCACUCGGCGCAGACGACCUACUGGUCUUCACCGACGGCGCCGAACUCGAAUCCGACGUGCGUGCGCCGGUCAUCACCAAUGCUCGCACGCGCAACGAAGAACGACGCCGCGAAACCAUUGAAAAACUGCUCUGCUUCGCCACCGUCAGCCGCGAGCCGCGCACACCCGAACUUACCUACGAGCACUCCGUAGCCUUCACCGCCGCAGACCUCUUUGCACAGACGCACAAAGUGGAACUGCGCACACGCAUGGGCAACCACUUCGCCAUACUCACACACGACGCCGCAAAAGACGCGGCCGUAUACCCCUUCUCCAACUCUCUGGACCUCGGCCCUCUCGGUGGCUGGGGUGGUCGGAAUGCUGUUUCGGGUCGCAGUGUCGUUUCCGGUCUCGCUCCGGGUCCAGCACCCGCCACCGCGUCGGCUGUGAAUUCUGCAACGGGCGUGGCGCGGGUGCGUUGUUACGUGGACACGGGGUCGCCCAACGCGCUCAAGUACUGUUCCGUAUCGGUGGGAGCACGGUUGCCGGAGUCUUUCGCAGAGUUGUACCCCCCGGCCGCGUGCGGGCCGGCGUUUCUGCGUUCGUCGACGGUCAAGGUGGUGCCGAAGUACUGGGUGCUAAACCGGCGCAGCCGCGCGCUGACGUUGCAGUACAAGGGCCAGUUGUUGACGCUGCCCAGCAACUCCGUGUUGCCGGUAUUGCUUCCACGAGACCCGUUGGUGCUGGACCCGCGCGACGAGACAGAGACGCAGCCGCGACUCACCGACGACUGGCUCUACGUGAUGGUGGACUUGGAGAAGGUCAAUGGAGUGCGUCUCUGCGAUCUUGGUCCUGUGCCGCAGACGCUGGGUUACCUUCAGGGUCACCACUACGCCGCGUUUCUGCGCAUUUCUGCAAGUGAAAGCGCGCUCUCUGCCAUGACCACCGUGCUCAUCGAGGAUGCACAACCCGCCCAGAGCUAUUACAUCUGCAACGCCACCCGGCUGUACACGCUGAAGGUCUUCCAACCGGGCGCAAACGAACGUGCACACGCGUUUGCACAGGCGCGCGACGGCGCCGACGCGGAGAGCGCGGUACUUGCGCGCUCCUCGCCGGCGGGCAGCGUGCUGGCGGAGGAGCCCUCCGCGAGCGCGGCGCUCGCGCCGGUGCCCUCGACGAUCUUCUGCGCGCCACGCGCGCGCGCACCGCGCGCGACGGCGACGCUGCCGCCAUAUGUGUUGAUUGCGCCGGGCGAGACGGAGCCAUACUUGCCGGCUUCGCUGCUGGCGCCAGAACAGACGGCGGCGGUGCUGCGUGUAGACGAGGGCUCGGCCUCGCCGGCGUUGCUCGAGCCGGAGUCGAAGACGGACCUCUUUUGCGGCGGACUUCUCGGACGGCGCGGCGAAGCGCCGCUGCCGGCAGGAGCUCUAACCCUGGGGACUGGUGCGGCUGCGCGCGACCUGAUCCGGAUUCUUGGACCCGGGAUGGACGCGACGGUGGCGGUUCCGGACGCGGGGUUAGGUCCGAGCAACGCGGAGGAGACGCUGUAUCUGGUGCUCAAAGACGCGCUGCUCUACUCGCUACUCGCGAGCAUUGCUGGCCCACUCGGUCCUGGUCCUGGCCUGGUUGGUCCGGGACCGGGGCCCGGAACCGGGCCGUUGGGACUUGGGCUGGGGCUGUUGCGACAGAGCACGACGGCCGUGCCGUCGCGCGCAGAGCUCUACGAACAGGCCAGCGUCGCCAGCGCGCCCGCGGAGCCACGCGGCGGCUUCGCCGCGGUCGUGGACGCGGCCGGGUGCCUGCGUGUGCAGCUCUCAACGAGACUGUUGCCAGCACUCCUGCGUGCGUCGAAUGUGGUUGUGAACAAAGUGCAGCAGAACUACUUGUUUUCGCAGGCGCAUCUGAGCGGGACGAAGUCGGACAAGUACACGGUGCUCCUCACGACCACCCAGAUGCACUGGCUGGCGCACCAGAGCCUCGACGCUCGCACACAUGCAUCCGGUGGCCCGCUGGACGCGCGUCUACAGCACGUACGCCGCCUCCUCGCAGACGGCCACUGUCUUCAGAGUGUCUUGCGCCGCGGCGCCUUCGUCCUCACCUUCCGGAAUGCCUAUGACCCCCAGGCGCAAACUAACCUUCUCAAGGCGCUCCGCAAGGGCACCAAACUCACCCUCGACCUCACCCGCCUCCGUCUCUGCCUUUAUGCUGACCCACGACGACUCACCACCGACGACGCCGCCCAACUCCUCCAAUCCGCCCUCUCCGACAAAGACCUCUCCACCGUCAGCCACGGCACCAGCGCCGAGGCCCCCCAAGGCGGCGAGACCGACCAAGGCGGCGAGACCGACCUAGGCGGAGACCCGAAUAGACUUACCGCUAGACCGGCCGCGGAGUCGGGACCGCUCCCGACAGGACAACUCUCCCCCACUGAGGCGGGAACACACGGCACAGCAGAAGAGGGGGUCAGCAGCGUCGGCGGCAUCGAGAUUUGCUGCCAGAACGCCAGUCUCCAGCUGCACCUCUUUACACUCAACACCCUCGUUUCCGACUACCUGCGCGUCCUGCACGCGGUCAUCGCCAAUCGACUCAACGAGACCGACACCCGCAGACUCGUGCGCUCCAUGCAUCACCACAAGACCAAGUGGAUGCUCGUCAACGCGGCCGCCAAUCAACAGGAGCGCGCCGUGCUCAAUUACCUCAAGCUUGGCGGACUCACCGUCUCCUUGUUCACCGAAAGCAUCAAGUCCCUCCUGGUGCUCAAACUAAAGGAGUCCCACAAACCGAAACUACUCAAGAAUCUGUCCAGCUGCUGCCAAACUACCGACGGGCACUCCGACUCACCCCGACGCUUCUUUGUUGAGUCGCACCACCCGCAGUUCACGACUGAAACCAGUGGUGGUGCGACGCACGAACCGCGAAACAGCAUGAGCAACACCAGCGGACCCACCAACUUCGAGCCAAGACCUCAACGCGACGCCGCAGAGUAUACAGUGAACGAACGCGCGAGACACAACAGAUCCAACUUGGUGCUCUCCUCGACCUCGGACGGAUCCAGUCUGGUUCACCGGUCAGAUGGAAUUGCCCCCCUCGUCAGCGUUAGCUUGCACGACAGCCCUCAGCUUGUGCCUGGCGUUGACCGCAGUGCCUCGGAACUCACGGAUAGAAUCGAACUCCGUCACCUCAGUCCAGAUGAAACAGCUGGAUCACAUGUGCUCGGUUCCCAGAUAAGAGCCCGUCAUGAACAGAUGCUGCGCGCUCGUGAGAACGACCGCGAAAAACAGAAUCGGAGACGGAACGGAGAGAUUACGGUGCGGUUAGACGUCGUGUUCGACCGGAUGCGCCGUCUGGUGUACGUGAACGAAUUCGUGCUUGGAUUGAAACAACACACGUGCAUUUCUCUGCAUGUUCCUGUAGGUGUGUUGUUGCAAGUUAAAGAGUCUCUAAUGAGACCGGUGUAUGAUGAUUAUAUUCUUUGGAAGUCCAAGCAAGUAGCGGAGGAAAUGCUGCAUAUGUUGUCUUUGCCAAUAGUGACUAACAAGCUUUCUAUCCACAACCUCACACUGAGCUCAAUUCCUAUAGAAUUAUCCGCGAAUGCAAUAGGUAUGCCGAGGUUAAACAGGAUUGUGGCGGCAUCUUUGAACAUAAACCAGUUGCACAUCACGUUGCCGGAAAUAAGUGUGAAAGAUUUCUCAAGGAGUAACUGGAGGAAGCAGCUCCCCGUGUGGAAGGCGGUGAAGAAUAUACUUCUGGACACGGCCAAAAACAUUGCUGGCAUCAUAAGCAAGCAGUAUAUAAACGUAAUAUCUCUGACAGCGAUUGUCGUGGGACGCACGAAAAGCUCGGUGCCAUGUGGCGGCGGCAACACAGGGUUUGUGAGACUCACGUUCCGUCAGUGGCCGGUCAUGCGUUGUUGUUUUAGAGGUUGA
Molecule: messenger RNA, 5394 nt
Organism: Gregarina niphandrodes
Lineage: Eukaryota; Apicomplexa; Conoidasida; Eugregarinorida; Gregarinidae
Exons: 1
Coding region: 1-5394 (1797 amino acids)
Source: RefSeq, a predicted model, not a curated record